Pocillopora damicornis (cauliflower coral) is the source of this 4266-nucleotide messenger RNA. RefSeq names its product voltage-gated delayed rectifier potassium channel KCNH5. Gene Ontology annotation, biological process: potassium ion transmembrane transport; regulation of membrane potential. Gene Ontology annotation, molecular function: voltage-gated potassium channel activity. NCBI's taxonomy places the organism in Eukaryota, Metazoa, Cnidaria, Anthozoa, Scleractinia, Pocilloporidae. Gene Ontology annotation, cellular component: plasma membrane; voltage-gated potassium channel complex. The record is from RefSeq and is a predicted model, not a curated record.
GCGCAUAACCAGUUCUGCUUUGCAUUGCCUUGGAAACUAAAAAUUCGCACAGCACUUUUUUCUCUUUUAGACACAACCACCACAGUUAUCUUCGCAUUUAGUGCACGUGAAUACUGAUCGAUUCCUCUGACAUUUAGCGUUGUGGCUUGAAAAAGACGACUGAUUUAUGGCUUAGGUAACAAGGAAGCAGUUAAAAUCAUGAAAGGCGCCGAAAAGUCAAGACUCGACUGUAGUCCAGUGUUUGCCUUUCGCUAAAUGAGAUUCAUUUGAUGGAGAGGUAUUCACAAGAUCUUGUCACCUGUUUCUGAAUCGAAUAUAUCACAGCGGCCGGUAGCAGUUCAUUCAAGAGUGGGCGUUUCUUUGAAGUAGCUGUGAAAUUGGAAAUCCUCUACUGGGAGAUAAGGGACGAGAUGCCAGUUGGACGAAGAGGACUUGUUGUGCCUCAAAAUACUUUUCUGGAAAAUGUUGUACGCCGUUCAAAUGGACUACACUCGUUAUUCGUACUUGGGAACGCUCAGAUUAUGGAAAAUCCCAUUGUAUACUCGAGUGACGGGUUUUGCAAGUUCACAGGAUACACGCGAGCGGAAGUGAUGAAGAAAAAUUGCGACUGCAAUUUCCUGUUUGGUCAACAGACAGACCCGGAGACAAUAAGAGAGCUUCAUAAUGCUUUGCAGGCGAAGACAGCCAUUCAAAAAGAGUUUAUUGCAUAUCAAAAAGACGGUACACCUAUGUGGGUUCUGUUCCAUCUUGGACCGAUCAAAAACGAGAAAGGCGAAGUGAUGUUGUUCCUUGUUACACUGAAAGACAUCACGGAGUUCAAAGAUCCCAUUGUCGGUGCAGACAACGGAGGCCCCAAGGGAUGGGCGCGACUUAACAAAACUCUCACGAGGCACAAAUCAGUUCUUGUCGCGUUCAAACAGAAAACCACAACUCAACGGAACGCCCAGCAAAUCAGCAGCCUCAUGUCUCUGAAUGACGAUGUGUUGCCAGAUUACAAACUUGACGUACCCCACACGCCACCGCGGGUGAUCCUCCAUUACACCACGUUCAAAACAACCUGGGACUGGGUGAUUCUCUUCCUGACGCUUUACACCACGAUUUCCGUGCCAUUUCUUGUUUGCUUCGCAUUCGAGCAUGACGCAGUCUCUGUCUUGGAUCUGCUCGUUGAUUGGAUGUUUUUAGCUGACAUUGCCCUGAAUUUUCACACGACUUAUGUUGGGAAGGAUGGCGAGGUUAUUGACGAUCUCAAGAUGAUUCGUUGGAAUUACAUUCGCAGUUGGUUCUUUCUGGAUUUGGUCUCAUCCCUGCCAUACGGGAUUCUCACUUACGUAACGAAUAGCAGCGCUAGCAUGACGACAUUACUUGGAUUCCUGAAAGUGUUUCGCUUGUUAAGACUGGGGCGAGUAGCAAGAAAAAUCGACAAAUACUUGGAGUAUGGCGCGUCUACGUUCUUUCUCCUCAUGCUGUCCUUCUGCCUCGUGGCACAUUGGUUUGCCUGUCUUUUCUACUUAAUCGCCACUCACUACGAUAAGUAUGACCCGCACGGUUGGCUGCAAAUCUUAGGGAACCAGGUAGGGACUCCUUACAAAUUGAAGAAUGGGACGAAUGAAUUAGAUCUGACGACGGGCCCCACCAUUGCCUCAAAAUACGUCUCUGCCCUGUAUUAUACACUGACUAGUUUGACAACGAUUGGGUUUGGAAAUAUCUCGCCAAAUACAACUGCUGAAAAGCUGUUUGCAUCCAUCACAAUGUUGCUGGGAGCAAUCUUGUUCUCCCUAAUUUUCGGCCAAGUCUCUGCUAUACUUCAACAAGCGCAGAAAAACACAGCAAAAUACCACUCGAUAAUCGACAACAUGAAGCAGUUUAGUAAACUGUAUAAGCUGCCAGCAAACCUUGCCACCAGAACGAUUGACUUCUUCAUGUCCACGUGGGCAAUGAACAAGGGAAUCGACACAGACGAGGUCUUAAAGUAUUGUCCAAAAGAUCUUCAAGCAGACAUCUGCGUUCAUCUCAACCGAAUGAUCCUGGAGAACAAUCCCGCGUUCGUAGACGCCAGCACGGGAGUGAAACGAGCGAUUGCCCGCAACUUUUGGAUCUCGCACGUGGCACCUGGUGAUCGAAUCAUUCAUCAUGGAGAAAGUUUGGACGUCAUAUACUUUAUCGCGCGUGGAUCUCUUGAGGUCAAACAGGGAGAAACUGUUGUCGGUUUACUAGGUGAGAAUGAUGUGUUUGGUGACAACAUUUGUCAUGAGUCAACAGUAGGUCAGUCAGCAGUGGACGUAUUUGCGUUAACUUAUUGUGACCUUCACUGGAUUCAGAGAGACGCACUCAUCGAGGUGCUGGAGUUUUAUCCAGAUUUUGCCAACAAAUUUACCAAGAACCUUGUGCUAUCGUACAACUUAAGAGAUGAGCUCAAGAUUCGUAAACGCACCCCAAAGUUGGAAAUAGCAAACGAGGAACAAAGGGACAGACCAACGAGUGUCACAUUUCGACACAGGAAGCAGAAUCGAAAGCUGAGUCUAGUCGAAGAAUUGGCGCAGAACUACGAGUUUGACGACAAUCAGGUGGACGGUGGAGACACGAGUGAAGCAGAGAUCGACAUGAUGGUCCUUCCGAAGACACGAACAAGAAGUAUGACGUCGAACAUUGUCCGAGCGCGUCCCGACAUCCCGGAAUCGGGUACCGACGUUCUUUCGAGUUUGUCCGAAAUGAAAGGCGAGGUGCGACGAGAAAUCGAAGUUAUGAAUAUGAAAAUGACUCAAUUAGAAGAGCAAAUCUCGACAAUAAUUACUAUUUUGAAAAGCCAGGGACACUUGCAUAGUCCACGGGGUUACGGGUCCCCCAGUACUAGUUUCGACAAGGGAAGAAUGUCUGCUACUUCAUAUCUCAAUGAUACUUCUCCUCCCGAAGAGGCUCCAAGCAACCAGAAAGACAAAGAGGGACCUUUACCGGAAUGGCUCGCUCCUUCUGGGUCCUCGGGGACUCGUGCUGAUGGCGUGCCAGAGUGGGACGACUCUACUACUCAGGCACAGGAGCAGAACUCGGCCCAGGCUGCCAGUUUAUUGAACAACCAGUCAAACAGAAACAAUGCUGAACCCGAUCCCAGACUCCUUCAAACUUUAGGCCUCUUUAAAAUGGGCAAAAAAUGAGGACCACGGAAAAAAAUUAACUGUAGUACUCAAGGCAUUUAAAUGUAAAGACCAGAAAAAAAUUCGUGUCGUAUCAGAUACCUGCACAGUUAUUACGCGGAGCGACUCAUGAUAAUGGUCGCGUCAUUCACGUUAGCGAACUACACGAAGGAAAAUCAAAUAUGAUCACAUCAGGGUUAGAGGCUAGAAGAUCAGGAUUUAUUUGGAAUUCGCAGAAUCCUUAGACAAUGUUCUUCCAACAACACGGUACUCUUUCAGAUCAAGCUGCAAGAACCUGUGGCAUUGUCCAAAUAAUUUCUGAACCGGCUGACAGAUUCAAUAGAAUCGAAGAUAAAUCACAGACUAUUUUGAAACCAUGCAACCGUCCAUUCGAAUCGGUAUAGUUUAGGACACAAAAAUAAAUGGCGAAGAAUAUAUCACACUUGGGCCACAGUUACAUUUCAAAAGCCACAGAGGGGGCAGGGUGUCAGUCAAAGGGGAUUUAACAGUGCAGUUUAUAAAAGAAGGUUUAAGGUAUUCAUCAGUUUCCUAGGCUAGGCUGUAACACGUAGGAUUAGAGUUGAGUGCAAUGUUUAUUCUUUUGUUUUAUCUGUUUGCCAUUUUUGAUGUUUUUUGGUUUCGCGCGAUCACAAGUUCGGUUAUAACUGGCAUUAAAUUUGCUGUGAAACAGCAACUGAUGUUGGAAUUUAAAGGCUUAUGAUGACAUGAUAGUUAUGAUGUUAAGGAAGUUAGUUCAAAAUCCAGAGUGCCUUCUGUAAUCCUGGUCAAAUCUUCUUCGUUUGUGAUAAAAGCUUUAGGAUGCUACGGUGUGGUUAAGGGCAGUGAGUAGAAUGUUUGAUGUUGUACCGCAACAAAAAAUUGUCAUAUUGUAUUCUAAUUAUCUAUCAAUUUAACAUAGCAUUGUAAUCGCUUGAAAUAUUCAGGUACAAACGCCGGAUUUGCUCACUGCGGAUAACUUAGAGUUUAUGUCACUCACGUUUUCCACAAAGAUACUCCUCUAUUUCUUUUUCUCCACGUUACCAUCGCAACAUACGCAUUUCUACGUAGACAACACUUAAUGACUAAGCCGUUAUUUGUAGGAAAGAGAUCUUAGUAAAAAAAAGGAAUCCUUUCGGAA